UUUUGCCCCUUCCAGCUUUAUCAUUCCAGGGUUCGAUGACCAAGUCACCUGGGCAAGGCACAGUGGUGGUGAUGGCCCCCACAUCUUUUGUCUGGGGACUUAGAGAGGGAAGAGCUGAAAGCUGCUAACACACCUUUCUUCCUUUAGUCUUGGGGGUGUGAACAGGGCCAGGCUGAGACACGAAAGUUAAAAAUAUAAAUGGUGAUAAGCAGAAUUACCCUAUCAGCCAUUCCUUCUCCAAAAGCCCUUCUCUACUCAUUAUUUUCUUCUCUUUUUUUUUUUUUUUUUUGAGAUGGAGUCUCACUCUGUCACCCAGGCUGGAGUGCAGUGGUGCAAUCUCAGCUUGAUGCAACCUCUGCCUCCUGAGUUCAAGCAAUUCUCCUGCCUCAGCCUCCUGAGUAGCUGGGAUUAUAGGCGCCCGCCACCAUACCCGGCUAGUUUUUAUAUUUUUAGUAUAGGUGGGGUUUCACCAUGUUGGCCAGGCUGGUCUUGAAUUCCUGACCUAAGAUGAUACACCUGCCUUGGCCUCCCAAAGUGCUGGGAUUACAGGUGUGAGCAUCUCACCCGGCCUCAUUAUCUUUUUUAAUCACAAAACUUUCAGUGGAGAGGGAGCAGGGAGAGAGUGAGGGAAAUGGAGAGGAAGAGCAAGUUCUAUGGCAGCAGAGAUUUGAUAAAGUGAAGGUAAAACUACCAUUUGACUUGGACCUCAAUAUAAAUAAAGCAAGGUGUUGCAAAGUCAUUGCUGUCAAAGCACCUGGAUUGAAACACACAAAAAUGCUAUCAAACCAAGCAUGAGCAGAUCUUGGAGUUUUUUGAUUUUUUUUUUUUAUGAGUUUGUUUACAUUGUCAUAGUGCGCUAGUUUCCGGUGGACUCCUCAGUCCAGCAUUUGGUAGAAAUGAAGCUAUGGCCAUGUGCAGUGGCUCACGCCUGUAAUCCCAGCACUUUGGGAGGCUGAGGCGGGUGGAUCACGAGGUCAAGAGAUCGAGACCAUCCUGGCCAACAUGGUGAAACCCCGUCUCUACUAAAAAGACAAAAAUUAGCUGGGCGUGGUGGUACACACCUGUAGUCCCAGGUACUUGGGAGGCUGAGGCAGGAGAAUUGCUUGAACCCGGUAGGUGGAGGCUGCAGUGAGUCAAGACCACGCCACUGCACUCCAGCCUGGGUAACAGAGCAAGACUCUGUCUCAAAAAGAAAAAAAAAAGAAAAAAGAAAUGAAGCUAAAUAACAACCACUUUCCACUCAUACCCUCAUACCUUAGCUACUGUAAAGAGAACUGCCAUGAAACGCAAUACUUAGUUGAGUGCUAAGCAUGUGUGUCUGGGGCCAUGGGGCCAUGUUCUGAGACAUGUCUUGGAAAGAGUUCAGGGGAUAACAGGCAGGUUCAUUUAGAAGGUUAAGACCAGAGCGGAUGAAUUUAUAACAGUGAUAUCAGUGCAUGUCCCCAGAGUGACUUGCUCCAAAGCUCGUGCUACAGAUGUGUGCCUGAGUGACCAUAAGCUUGAGAAUGAGCUUCAGAAUCAGAGUGGCAGGAGACAUCAGAACGUUCCAGGAAGUGCUUAAGUCUUAAAAGCUCCAAUCCUAAAAUACCACCCCCAACCUCAACCUCCUGUUUUCUCUUUUUCAUUCCCUUGUGAACCUGCCCGGCAUCUAAUGUCACCCUCUUCUUCCUGAAAAAUCCACAUGCUUCAAUAAACAGUCUGCUCUGGGAUCUUUCCUUUUUACCCCUCUAUGCACUUCCCCAUGAAUGGUCUUCUUUAUUUCCAGAUCCAAGUGUCACACACUCUGACUCCAGGAUCUAUACCUCUGCUGAGGAGUCAGAUAACCUGUGCAGUGUCACGGCUACUGAGUAAGAGAACCAAGAUUCUAAACCCGAAAGUUCAGCUGCAGAGUCUGCAGGUUAAGUGUGUAUCUGUAGGAACAGUCUCUACCUCUUCCCUCUCACCUCCCCACCCUUCCCCCAUUAACUCCUGCAUUUACUCUUGGAGUCUUCUCCACACUCUGCCUCAUAGUCUUCCUCUCCACUCAGAAUCCUCCCUUUUCCUUCAGUGUUCACUGUGGUCAACCCAUGCAACACCCCUAGCCUUAGAAGUCAUUAACACCUGUCUUCACUGUCCUCAGUAUUCGGGGUACCAAUAUCCAUCACCCCACUGGCAUCAGUCAGAAUUACUCUAGAACUGCUUUUUUUUUUUUUUUUGAGAUGGAGUCUCGCUCUGCCGCCCAGGCUGGAGAGCAAUGGUGUGAUCUCAGCUCACUGCAACCUCUGCCUCCAGGGUUCGAGCGAUUCUCCUGCCUCAGCCACCCAAGUAGCUGAGAUUACAGGUGCCUGCCACCAUGCUCGGCUAAUUUUUAGUAGAGAUUGGGUUUCGACAUGUUUGCCAGGCUGGUCUUGAAUUCCUGACCUCAACUGAUCCUCCUGCCUCAGCCUCCCAAAGUGCUGGGAUUACAGGCACGAACCACUGCAAAUGGCCUAGAACUGCUGUUUCUGAAAUCCCAAACCUCUAUAUUCUACCUCUGACCCCAGCCUGCUUUUUAGCUCUCUGGCCCUCCUACAUUUCGUACGUCAUCUUUCUCUGCUCACAUAUAGCCCCUUGCUGUCUUCACUCCUCCCUUACCUAGUCUCCAGCCCAUUGUUCAGCCCCUGACCACUCUUUCUUUUCUUUUCUUUUUUUUUUGAAACGGCACCUCACUCUGUCUCCUAGGCUGGAGUGCAGUGGUGUGAUCUCAGCUCACUGCAGCCUCCGCUUCCCAGGUUCAAGUGAUUCUCCCACCUGAGCCUCCUGAGUAGCUGAGAUUACAGGUACCCACUGCCAUCCUGGCCAAUUUUUAGUAGAGAUGGGGUUUCAAUAUGUUGGCCAGGCUGGUCUCGAACUCCUGACCUCAGGUGAUCCUCCUGCCUCGGCCUUCCAAAGUGCUAGGAUUACAGGCGUGUGCCACCACACCUGGCUAAUUUUUGUAAUUUUGGGUAGAGACAGGGUUUCACCACUUUGCUAAGGCUGGUUUUGAAUCCCCGACCUCAGGUGAUCCACCUGCCUCAGCCUCCCAAAGUGGUGGGAUUACAGGCAUGAGCCACUGCACCCAGCCCCCUGAUCACUCUUUCAAUUCAUACCUUCAAUCAUCUAGAACCUUUGACCUUAAGUCUCAUCCACUGGCAAAACCUAAAAGUGAAUCAAUCAAAUUCUGUUCUUAACACCUUGAGAGCUUUUAGGAGAAUUGCAGCACUGUUUGGAUCAAUGCGACUACGAAUUUGUGGACUUGGUAAGGCCCUGCCCAUGCCCACUGGUCCUACCUGUCAGCCUUCUCCCCUCUCCACAAGUCAGCUUUGUCAAGCCUUUAUGGUCUCCUGAAGUGACUCUCCACCACCCAUUCUUGGUUUUGCCUUAAACUUAAAAAAACAAAACAAAACAAAGCCUACAAACUUGUCUUUAGAUGCUCUAAUCCUUGUCUCCUUUCCUGUUGUGUGAAUGGAAGAAGCAUCUCCCCUCCUGUCGGAGGUUAGUUCCUCUGACGUCUCCCAUUCUCUCUCACUGCCUAUGGACAUCCCCCGCUGAUUACAAUUCCCCUUUCCUUUAUAUUCUUUCUUUUUUUUCUUCUCUCUCUCCUUCCUUUUCUUUCCUUUCCCUUCCUUCCUACCUUUUUCUGUCGCCCAGGCUGGAGUGCAGUAGCAUGAUCUUGGCUCACUGCAGCCUCUGACCUCUUAGACUCAAGCAAUCCUCCCACCUCAGCCUCCUGAGUAGCUGAGACUACAGGCACAUGCCACCAUGCCUAGCUAAUUUUUGCAUUUUUAGUAGAGACAGGGUUCUACCAUGUUGCCCAGGCUGAUCUCAAACUCCUGGACUCAAGUGAUUCUCCUGCCUCAGCCUCCCAAAAUGCUGGGACUGCAGGCAUGAGUCACUGCACCUGGCCUCCUUUAUUUUCAACUUUCCAUUCUUACUAGCUCUUUCUUUUCUCUUUGUUUUGUUUUUGAGACGGAGUUUUGCUCUGUUCUCCAGGCUGGAGUACAGUGGCACGAUCUUGGCUCACUGCAAGCUCCGCCUCCUGGGUUCACUCCAUUCUCCUGCCUCAGCCUCCUGAGUAGCUGGGACUACAGGCGCCCGCCACCACGCCUGGCUAAUUUUUUGUACUUUUAGUAGAGAUAGGGUUUCACCAUGUUAGCCAGGAUGGUCUCGAACUCCUGACCUCGUGAUCUGCCUGCCUCGGCCUCCCAAAGUGCUGGGAUUACAGGCGUGAGCCACCGCGCCCGGUCUUACUGGCUCUUUCUACUCAGCAUGUAACUAUGCUUGUCUCUCCUAUAAUAAAAUACCUUUCUCAGUCUUGUGUCUUCCUCUUAUUAUCAUUACCUUACUUACUUUUAGAAGUAAAGUCCUCGGUUUUUCCAUUCUUCUUUUUUUAACCUACAGAAAUCUACCUUUUCUCAUUAUUCCUCUGAAAUAAACCUGCCUAGGUUAUCACUGUCUACAAGCUUUCCCUUAUAGGAAAGCUCCUCCCUGUAGUAUCUCACCAUGCUGAUCACUUUCUCCUUGAAACUCUGUCCUCUGCGUGUCCAUGAAUGACUCUCAUUUUUCUCUAACCUCUCCUUAUCAGUUUAUAUGUUAGGCUAUGUUCUCUCAGGAGCAAUUUGACAAGGAUUGAAUGCACACAGUUUACUUGGGAGGUGAUCCUAAGAAACACUGGCAGGGGAAUGGGGAGGUAGGGCAAGGAAAGGAAGGAAGACUGUAUGGGGAGUGCUAAUGAGCAGGUGUGGCUGUGGGCAACUGGGGUUCAGUUCCAUUGAGGAAACAUUGGGAGACCAUGGAAUGUACACCUCCAAGUGGUUCCACACGAGGAAUGAGUUGGGCUGUUUGAUCCAUUGUUGGGGAGGAAAAACUUUUCCUGCACUCUCUUAUGUUCAGUUCUGAGGGGCUGCACAUUUAACUGACAAGAGAAAAAACAUAUAUGCAUAUGGCACUGCACAAAAGAAGUGAUGAUGAUUUAUUUACCUAACUUAAUAGGGGAGGGGGGGGCAAAAAGGCUCCUAUGGGAAGAACAAAGGGGUUUCUAGGGAACAAACAGGAGAUAAGGAAGUUUGUGUUCACAGGGAAGUUGUUUAUGCAGGUGCACGUGGUUUUCUAUUUCAUGUCCAUAAACCCCUGGAGAGGGGAUGAAUGGCAACCUCACUCCCAGAAGAUUCUGCUUUUACUGAAAUAAAGGAAGCUUCAAGAAGGCUUCUUUUUGCCUCUAUUGAAUCUUACAUGUCUUUAGUUUAAAAUAAUCCUCAUGCCAAUUUUAGGGUUGAGAGUGCAUCCUCAAACCACCAAUUCCCCCAACAUCCCUGGAUGAAGGCUCUUCCUGGAGGUGUUGGCUCCUUGGUAAUUCCAGCCUGCCUUUCCUGCUGGCUGCUUCCUCCUUCUGUUGGAAAAAGCUUAGGCAGAGAGUUCAGGAACAAAUGCUGAGUGCCAAGGGGACGUAGGCUACUGCCUAUUUUUCUCUUCCCCUACUUGCUUAUUUAAUGUGGGUAUUCGCCAAGCUUCUUUCCCCCCGCCCCCCGCUUUUUCACACUCUUCAUUUUUGCCAGGUGAUCUUAUCAACUCUCAACUCUCAGUUACCUAAUGCUCUGAUGUCACGCAAAUCUACAUCCCUUCCCUUCUCAUGUCCCUCAAGGUCUAGACCUGUACACAGAACACACCUGCCUGUUGAGCGUCUUACCUUGGGUUGUCCACUGCAAACUCCAACAUAAAUAACAUUGGGGUUAUAGUCCCUCAAAUCCUGUUUAUUUUCUGUUAUUCCCCACCUCGUCUUGCUUUUCUAGAAAUCCAUUCUUCUCAUUGGGGCCAGGGGUCUUUCUAAAACACCUAUCCUACAAUAUGGCCAGGUACUAUUUUAGGUGGUAGGGAUACAGCAAUGAACAAAACAAGGUUCCUGCUUUCAUGAGCCUGAAUUCUAUAGCUAAAUAUAUAAAUACACAAUAAAGAAGAAAAAUAUCAGUGGUAAGUUCCAUGCAGACUGGGGAGCUACUUUAGAUUUGAGAGGUCAGGAAAGGUUUUGCUGAAGAGAAGACAUUAGGCUCAGAGCUGAAUGACACACCUUGAGUGGCACUCAGGAGACAUCCACACUUCCCAGAUGAAAAUCCUUUAGUGACUUCCCAAAGUUCUUGGGAUAUAAGUCCGAAUUUCACAGCAUGGCAGAGAAGGUCUUCUGGCAUCUGGCCAGUUGUCUUCCUCUCUAGCUUCUUUACAUUACAUGACUUUAAUGCAUUUAAUCCUCACGAGCACCUUGUAAAAUAGCAGCUAGGCUGGCUGAGUUCUCUGAUGGUCUGAUUCAUCUUUGUACUGUCACUGCGUUAGUAGUUGGCUCAACAAACGUUCAUGAAACAAGCAAGGUGUUGGACAAAAAGCAUGGAUGCUUAAGGCAGGUCUAGACUGGUGCUGCUCAACAAAAAUAAGGUAAUCCACAUUUGCAAUGUAAAAUUUCCUCAUAGCUACAUUAGGAAAGUAGAAGCAACACAUGAAGUUGUCAUAACAUUUUAUUUAUCCAAAUAUAUCAAAAAUAUUAUGUUUAACAUGUGAUUCAUAUAAAGUUAAUGAGAUAUUUUACAUUCUUUUUCUCAUUCUCAGUCCUCAAAAUCUAGUGUGUGUAUUUCACACUUAUAUCACAUCUCAAUUCGGACUAGCCACUUUCCAAUAAAGCUCAGCAGGCCCCGCGGGGUGGCUCACGCCUGUAAUUCCAGUGCUCUGGGAGGCUGAGGCCAGGUGGAUCGCUUGAGGAGUUCGAGACCAGCCUGGGCAACAUGAGGAGCCCCCGUUUCUACAAAGCAAAACAAAAACCAAAAAAAUUAGUGAUGCGAACCUUCGGUCUCAGCUACUCAGGAGGCUGAGGUGGGAGGAUCGCUUGAGCCCAGGAGUUCCAGGCUGCAGAGAACUACGACAGCGCCACUGCACUCCAGCCUGGGCGAUAACGUGAGGCCUUGUCUCCAAAAAUAAAAAUACAACAACAACAAAAAAUCCCAGAAGUGCUCAGCAGCCACAUGUGGCUAGUGGCCACCUCCCGCGAAGCAGCCCGGCCACUCACCUCCUACCACCUUUUACCUAUUUCGCCUUCUCCGCAGGCCUCCCUAGCACUACCAGUUGUCUUGUUGGCGAGUCCUUUGUGACUCCCACUAUACAAGCCCCUCAAGGCCAGGCCUCGCCCUGAACGGUGCCUGGGCGGAGCAGACGCUCCAUCAACGCUGUCCCCGCCUGAGUCCGCGUCCAGGGGAUCUGCAGGCGCCGUACCCCGCUUCCACGCGCCGGGGCCGCCCCUCGCCCGGCGUCCCGCAGGCCCACCCCUCGCCAGGCCCAGGCCCAUCCCCGGGAUGUUCGCUGGAAAUCGUGGACGUGACUGGGAGGAGCCUGCCCGCCCCGGCUCGCUGCGCCGCGCGCACAGGGCCCGCGCCAGCGACCAUGGCGGAGCCCACAGUGUGCUCCUUCCUCACCAAGGUGCUGUGCGCCCACGGCGGCCGCAUGUUCCUGAAGGACCUGCGCGGCCACGUGGAGCUGUCGGAGGCCAGGCUCCGGGACGUGCUGCAGCGCGCCGGGCCCGAGCGUUUCCUGCUGCAGGAGGUGGAGACGCAGGAGGGCCUCGGGGACGCGGAGGCCGAGGCGGCGGCCGGCGCGGUGGGCGGUGGCGGCACCUCCGCCUGGAGGGUGGUGGCCGUGUCCUCUGUGCGCCUCUGCGCCCGCUACCAGCGCGGCGAGUGCCAGGCCUGCGACCAGCUGCACUUCUGCCGCCGGCACAUGCUGGGCAAGUGCCCCAACCGGGACUGCUGGUCUACCUGUACCCUUUCCCAUGAUAUCCACACACCUGUCAACAUGCAGGUCCUGAAAAGCCAUGGACUUUUUGGUCUCAAUGAAAACCAGCUUCGGAUCCUGCUUUUGCAGAAUGACCCCUGUCUUUUACCAGAGGUCUGUUUGCUCUACAACAAAGGGGAAGCCCUCUAUGGCUACUGCAACCUCAAGGAUAAAUGCAACAAGUUUCAUGUGUGCAAAUCCUUUGUGAAAGGAGAAUGCAAACUUCAGACCUGCAAACGGUCCCAUCAGCUUAUCCAUGCUGCAUCUUUGAAGCUGCUACAGGACCAAGGACUGAAUAUUCCAAGUGUUGUUAAUUUUCAGAUAAUCUCCACCUACAAGCAUAUGAAGCUGCACAAGAUGCUUGAAAAUACAGAUAAUUCAUCACCUUUGACUGAGCAUUCACAAGGCCUUGAGAAGCAAGGAGUGCACGCAGCUGGAGCUGCAGAAGCUGGUCCUUUGGCUUCUGUCCCUGCUCAGUCGGCCAAGAAGCCCUUCCCAGGUAAACCUUAAAGGGGGUCAGUGAACUAAGAAGAAGCUUGUCCAGCUUGGAAGAUCUGAAAACAAGCCUUCUGUUUAGCUUUAAUUUGUAACCAUUCAUUCAUUUAAUGAUAGAUUUGUAAUGGUCAUAAUAAUAUCUACCUCACAGUGUCUUGUGAGAAGUAAAGAAGAUGGAAAAGGAGAAAAUGUCCUUUUGGAAGAAUACAUUUGGGCAUGGGUGGUUGGGGAUGGGGUGGGACAUUGAACAGGCAAAGAGAGGCUAAAAUUGAGUGCAGAUGGGGCUAGUCCAGGGCAAGUGCUGAAGAUGGCAGCUGCUAUCUGCAGCUCCUAGGUGCUUUCCUCAGGCUGGGUAGAUGGAGCUCUGCUGACUUCUGUGCUCCACCAUUGUUUUUCUAUCAAUUUAUAUUGUGGCAAUCCUAGAGUACUUUGCACUCAUUUUUUUUUCCACCUAAUAUUGUCUCAUAAGCAUCUUUCUAUAUUUGUUCACAUCGUACAUAAUCAUGUUUUUGCACAGAUACAUUAAUAUAUCAUAGUUUGUUUAACUACUUGCCUUUUUCUAACAAUUUUUUUUUUGAGAUGGUCUUGCUCUGUUGCCCAGGCUGGAGUGCAGUGACGUGAUCUCGGCUCACUGCAGCCUUGACUUCCUGGGCUCAAGUGAUCAUCCCACCUCAGCCUCCUGAGUAGCUGGGACUACAGGUAUGCACCACGACCAGCUAAUUUUUUGUAUUUUUUUUUUAUAGAGAGGGUAUUUUGCCAUGUUGCCCAGGCUAGUCUUGAACUCCUGGGCUCAAGCGAUCUGCCUGCUUCAGCCUCCCAGAGUGCUAGGAUUACAGGCAUGAGCCACUGCACCCAGCCUCUAACAAAUUUUGAAUAUAACUCCUGUCUUAAAAUCUGCAUAAUAUUGAAUUUUUCCAGCUAUUUUUUACUUUUGCUUAGCUUAUAGAUGCUAAAGGAUACUGUCAUUUGCAUUUUUAAAAAUAUAUGUAUGAGUGAGUAGUUUUCUGGUGUCUGCUUUCUGAUUGUUCUUAUUUUUUCAUUUUAUAUUUGGCCUUUUAUUAAUGGGGCCCUCAUCUAUGCUGAUGUGGGACAGCCUUUAACGAGGCCUCAAAUUUUCAUGAAAGGACCUCAGCAAUACUGUGCUUGGAUGAUAUUCAAUUUUUGUAGAUCCAUCCUCAGCCAAUAGUACAGAGUAUAUAACCUUUGGGUUCUCUCCAGAGACUUCUACCUCACUCUGUCUACUCUUUUUUUUUUUUGGAGACGGAGUUUCACUCUCGUUGACCAGGCCGGAGUGCAAUGGCGCGAUCUCAGCUCACCAUAACCUCCGCCUCCUGGGUUCAAGUGAUUCUCCUGCCUCAGCCUCCCAAGUAGCUGAGAUUACAGGCAUGAGCCACCGCGCCCAGUUAAUUAUGUAUUUUUAGUAGAGACGGGGUUUCACCAUGUUGCCCAGGCUGGUCUCGAACUCCUGACCUCAGGUGAUCUGCCUGCCUCGGCCUCCCAAACUGCUGGGAUUACAGAUGUGAGACUCUGUCUGCUCUUCAUCUCUUGCUGAGCUUUUACCAAAACCCAGUCACAAUAGUUUGAAGGAUGAGCAGUAUAUCCACUCCUUUAAAUUGUAUCCAUUCUUCCUGUGGCUCAGGAUGGACCAUCAGAAGUCUGUAUACCUCACCCACUUCAUGUUCUCUUUCCCCUUUCUCCCUUCUCCCUUCCUCCCUGCUCUCCACCUACCCAGCUGUGUUCAUUGAGUUAUAUUUCAAUAUUUUGUGGUUUAUUUUCAUCAAGGGGUACCACAAGAAGCAGCUUUAUGCAAUUAAUUUUUUUGUUCUGUUUAUUGUAGUCAUCCUCAAAUGUCACUGUGUAAAGUGUUGUUGUUUUUUUUAAAUUCAACUGUCCUGCAGUAACAUAACAUUUGAGAAACAGAGACAAUGUAAUAAGUUCAUAAAGCUAAAUUAAUGUAGAGAAAUUUUUAUCAUGAAAUGCUAUAUUUUCAAUUGAGGGAAAAAGCAAAAAUGUCCUUUUUAAAGUGAGAAAUGGCUGUGUUUUCUCCUAAUGGAUAAUAAGAGUCAUGCCACUUGUGUUGAGCUUUUUACUUUCAUUGUCAACGAUAUUUCUGAAAGCCCUUAUGCUCUGCAUAUUUUGUUUCUUUUUUUCUAGUCCAGAUUUCUCCUGGUGAUAAUUAAAAAAAAUUUUUACAUUUAAUUAUUACUAUUAUUUACACUUACCAUUUUACUAUGUAUAUUUUUGUAGUAAGCUAUCUUAAAUCCUUAAUGGAAACAGUGUAGGGUAUAAAUGCAUUUCCUUUACAUUGAGAGACUUGCUGGACCUUUACUUGUUUAUGUUCUGUUUUUAUAUCUUAUCAUUAUGCUUUUAUAUGUGAUGUUAUUGGUCCUCUGUCAUCUUUGUUGCAGUAUUUUAUUCAAUUCUAUAAUAGUCUACUUUAAUCUUAGUUUUGUUGGUAUUCAUUCUGUAAAAUAUUUUAUAUAACCAUGCCUAUCUUUCUCUGAUUUUCACUCAUGAUUAAGCUGUUAGAAAGUUAUCGCAUUAUAGUUGGAAAAGAGUUUUCUUUGGUAAUUUAUCCGGGUUUUUGAUGUCAAGUCGCAUGUCUAUAGACUCUACAAAUUCAACGUAUUCUAAAUUGAAUUAUGAAUUUUCCUUUAGUCUUGUUCCUGCUUUUAUUUCCUUAUUUUUGAAUGUCACCACUAUCUACCUAAUGACAUAGACAAAAAGCUGUAAAUUGUCCUAUGCUUUUUUUUUCUCCUUGUUCCCUUGUCAAAUUGGUUACCCAGUGUUGGAGAGUUUCUUCCCCUCAAAAACCUUUCAAAUAUUUAUCCUUCUCUGCCCCUUUCUUUCCACCCUGUACAUACUGCCUUGUUUCAAACCCUCAUCACCUUCCUGCAUAUAUCCUACAGAUGCAUAAACUCCAUGGUUUUCAACUCAUCUGUUAUGGGAGUUUUUGGUAAAAGGUGCCCUGUUCCCACUGCAGUGAUGGUAGCCCUGUUUUAAUCUUUAAUAGAAUAAGCUUUUGUGGAUUUCACUGGUCUCCUUACCACUCUUCACUUCUCCUGCCUUCCAUCUGGCUGCCUGACAUUUUGAAAGCAAACCUAAUCAUACGGCUUUUUUCCUGCUGAAACCUUCCUUGGUCCUCAUCAUGUAGGGUGGUAUUUGUAAACUCAGACGCCUGCAGGGACUAGAAAGGUGAGUUAAAUGGAUGAAGUGAACUGGAUGCAAGAGAAGUGGGAGAAGAGAGAAGUGCUGUGGCAAACUGUCCCAUCUAAAAGGGACGCCUGCCUCUUGUAUCCACGUGGGAAUGUGGGCCCACUUUGUCAUAGUGCCCAGGUUUUUAAAAAGAAGCCAGAAAUUCAGAUUGUUAUGAGAAAUGUUCUGAUUGAAUAUUGACUUUAGUCGAGUUUUUAAAAUGCAGACCAACAUUGUAUGUACUUGACCUACUUGGAAUUUCUGGAAAGUGCUAUUUUGUCUUGUGAUUCUCUGUAAAUGAUAUUCCCUGGUUUUUUGUUUUUUUUUUUUUUUCUUUUUUCCUUUGAGAUGGAGUCUCUGUCGCCCAGGCUGGAGUGCAGUGGCAUGAUCUCAGCUCACUGCAACCUCCGUCUCCCAGGUUCAAGUGAUUCUCCUGCCUCAGCCUCCCGAGUAGCUGGGAUUAUAGGCAUGCACCACCAUGCCUGGCUAAUUUUUGUAUUUUUAGUAGAGAUGGGGUUUCACCAUGUUGGCCAGGCUGGUCUUGAACUCCUCACCUCAAGUGAUCCACCCACUUCGCCCUCCCAAAGUGCUUGUAUUAUAGGCGUGAGCCACUGCAUUCAGCCUGAUGUUCCCUCUUUUAUAAGUGCCAUUCCUUCUUCCUUCUUCCUACCUCACAACCUAGCAAAAUUGGAUUCUUCAAAAUGCCAGGUUGGCCUUUCUUGACUCCAAAAGAGGUGACUCUUGUAGCAUUCUUACAGGCCUAACAUAGCACUUACUUUAUGUUGCAAUGCUGUGUGUUUUUACUCGCUAGCUCUGAGCAAAACAUUAUUUAUUCUUGGUAAUUGUAACACUUGGUAGUGAAGAUAUAUUUUUUGCCAUAUAAUGGAUUAUACUUUGUAUUUGAAUCCAUGUGAAUCAGUAGCAUAUUGGUCUUCAUUAUGGUUUUUCCUCCUUCUCCGACGUUUUUUUGAGACAGGGUCUCACUCUGUUGCCCAGGCUGGAGUGCAGGGCACAAUUACAGCUCCCUGCAGCCUUGAUUUCUCAGGCUCAAGCCAUCCUCUUGCCUCAGCUUCCCUAGUAGCUGGGACUAUAGGUGCAUGCCACCAUACUCAGCUAAUUUUUUUAGGUUUUUAGUAGAGACAAGGUCCCACUAUGUUGCCCAGGCUGGUCUUGAACUCCUAAGCUCAAGCAGUCCUCCCGCCUUGGCCUCUGAAUGUGCUGGGAUUACAGGCAUGAGCCACUAUGCCUAACCAUAUUUUUUCCAAUAUUAAAAAAUCUUUUUUCCCCCUAAGGAAUGUGUUAUAUAAGGUCAACAUGUUUUUAGUGCUUCAAUUUGACUUGUCUACAUCUAAAGUUAACUCUUUAAGGCUUACAUUUAUGAUAAUAAUUCUUUCCAUCGAGGGAUUUAGUCUCCAUUAUUGUCAUGUUUCUUGAUUUUUUUCAUUAUACUUGGUUCUUCUUUUUGUCUAGGUUUUAUAUAUACCUUAAUUAAUUCUUUCUUGGCUGUUUUAUAUCUAUGUUGCUGUCAGCAUGGGAAUCUCUUAUUAUUAGAAAGCUAUUAACUUUUAAAAUAUGUAUCUUUUGGUGAUUUUCUUUGUUCUAACAGUUUUAGAUGGCCUGUUUGCUUUUUCUAAAUAUAAAAUCAUAGGUAUUUCUAUUUUGUUUUUGUGUUUCAUAAAAUUGUAAUAAGUUUUUUUGAUAUUUUUUCAUUACAUAUGAAGUUAAUUGUUGGUUUUAAACAAAUGUUCUUUGUUAGGAUAACAGAAAUAACAUCUUCUAUUCUUGUUUGUUGGAAGCUAAAAGCUUGAUAAAAGGAAUUGGUAUCUUUUGAUACAAUCAAAUUUUUAUCACUUAAAUUGCCUAAUAUGAUUACAAUAAGGGUUUUUGUAAUAUUAAAACAUCCUUAAAUUCCUGAGAUAAAACUCUACCUGGUUAUAGUAUAUGUUCUUUUAAUGUAUUCUUUCCUAUUUGCUGUACAUCUAUACAUUCAUAAAUAAAAUUCAUUUAUAUUUUA
Messenger RNA from Pan troglodytes (chimpanzee), 13507 nucleotides. RefSeq names its product zinc finger CCCH-type containing, antiviral 1 like (gene ZC3HAV1L). The coding region runs from base 7417 to 8313 and encodes 298 amino acids. The record is from RefSeq and is a predicted model, not a curated record. Lineage: Eukaryota; Metazoa; Chordata; Mammalia; Primates; Hominidae. The transcript is spliced from 4 exons.